This is a messenger RNA of Heterocephalus glaber (naked mole-rat), 4052 nucleotides long. The record is from RefSeq and is a predicted model, not a curated record. NCBI's taxonomy places the organism in Eukaryota, Metazoa, Chordata, Mammalia, Rodentia, Bathyergidae.
GUAGUAGAGAAAUGAGCUGGAAAACUGAUUUUGUGUCUGUAGCAUCAGGUACUAUUUAACCAGUGGGAGGGACUGAUAAAAUUAGCAAGUUGACUAACCACUUCCCUUCCUUGUGGCCUUUUAAUAUUAUAACGGAUACAGAAAAGUUCAGAAGGACUGGCUAGUUUUUGAAACCACAGCACACUUUGGCAAGGAGGGACUACACAACAGAAUGGAUGGGGUGGCUGGACGGGAGCAGCUCUUGGCUCAGCAAAGAAUGCACAGUAUGAUCAGCUCAGUGGAUGUGAAGUCAGAGGUUCCUGUGGGCCUGGAGCCCAUCUCCCCCUUAGACCUAAGGACUGACCUCAGGAUGAUGAUGCCAGUGGUGGACCCUGUCAUCCGUGAGAAGCAGCUGCAGCAAGAGUUACUUCUUAUCCAGCAGCAGCAACAAAUCCAGAAGCAGCUCCUGAUAGCAGAGUUUCAGAAACAGCACGAGAACUUGACACGGCAGCACCAGGCUCAACUUCAGGAGCACAUCAAGUUGCAACAGGAACUUCUAGCCAUAAAACAGCAACAAGAACUCCUAGAAAAGGAGCAGAAACUGGAGCAGCAGAGGCAAGAACAGGAAGUAGAGAGGCAUCGCAGAGAACAGCAGCUUCCUCCUCUCAGAGGCAAAGAUAGAGGACGAGAAAGGGCAGUGGCAAGUACUGAAGUAAAGCAGAAGCUUCAAGAAUUCCUGUUGAGUAAAUCAGCAACGAAAGACACUCCAACUAAUGGAAAAAAUCAUUCCGUGAGCCGCCAUCCCAAGCUCUGGUACACGGCUGCCCACCACACAUCAUUGGAUCAAAGCUCUCCACCCCUUAGUGGAACUUCUCCAUCCUACAAAUAUACAUUACCAGGAACCCAGGAUGCCAAGGAUGAUUUCCCUCUUCGAAAAACUGCCUCUGAGCCCAACUUGAAGGUGCGGUCCAGGUUAAAACAGAAAGUGACAGAGAGGAGAAGCAGCCCCUUACUCAGGCGGAAGGAUGGAAAUGUUGUCACUUCAUUCAAGAAGCGAAUGUUUGAGGUGACAGAAUCCUCAGUCAGCAGCAGUUCUCCAGGAUCUGGUCCCAGUUCACCAAACAAUGGACCAGCUGGAAAUGUUACUGAAAACGAGACUUCGGUUCUGCCUCCUGCUCCUCAUGCUGAGCAACUGGUUUCACAGCAACGCAUUCUAAUUCAUGAAGAUUCCAUGAACCUGCUAAGUCUUUAUACUUCUCCUUCUUUACCCAACAUUACUUUGGGACUCCCGGCAGGGCCAUCCCAGCUCAACGCUUCAAAUUCUCUCAAAGAAAAGCAGAAGUGUGAGGCGCAGACACUCAGGCAAGGUGUUCCUCUGCCUGGGCAGUAUGGAGGCAACAUCCCGGCGUCUUCUAGCCAUCCUCAUGUGGCUUUAGAGGGAAAGCCCAACAGCAGCCACCAAGCUCUCCUGCAGCAUUUAUUACUGAAAGAACAAAUGCGACAACAAAAGCUUCUUGUGGCCGGUGGCGUUCCCUUACAUCCACAGUCUCCCUUGGCAACAAAAGAGAGAAUUUCGCCUGGGAUUAGAGGUACCCAUAAAUUGCCCCGUCACAGACCCCUGAAUCGAACCCAGUCUGCACCUUUGCCUCAGAGCACAUUGGCUCAGUUGGUCAUUCAGCAGCAACACCAGCAGUUCUUGGAGAAGCAGAAACAAUACCAACAGCAGAUUCACAUGAACAAACCAGCAAGGCAACAGCUCAACUUUGCUGGAGGAUCACCUCCAGAUGUCCAACCAAAGAGAGACCUUGCUACCCCACUGAGACUGCUUUCGAAAUCUAUUGAACAACUGAAGCAACCUGGCAGGCACCUUGAGGAAGCAGAGGAAGAGCUUCAGGGGGACCAGGCGAUGCAGGAAGACAGAGCGCCCUCUAGUGACAACAGCACUAGGAGCGACAGCAGUGCUUGUGUGGAUGACACAGUGGGACAAGUUGGGGCUGUGAAAGUCAAGGAGGAACCAGUGGACAGUGAUGAAGAUGCUCAGAUCCAGGAAAUGGAAUCUGGGGAGCAGGCUGCUUUUAUGCAACAGCAGCCCUUCCCGGAGCCCGCGCACACGCGUGCGCCCUCGGCGCGCCAGGCCCCGCCGGCCUCGGUGGGCACCGACGCCCUGGAGAAGCCCCGGCUGCUCUCGCGGGCGCACUCCUCCCCCGCCGCCUCCGUCCUACCCUACCCGGCAGCGGACCGCCCCCUCCAGCCUGGCUCUGCGACUGGAAUUGUCUAUGACACUCUGAUGCUGAAACACCAGUGCAUUUGUGGCAAUUCCACCACCCACCCGGAGCACGCUGGACGAAUACAGAGCAUCUGGUCACGGCUUCAAGAAACUGGGCUCCUAAAUAAAUGUGAGCGCAUUCAAGGUCGAAAAGCCAGCCUGGAGGAAAUACAGCUUGUUCAUUCUGAACAUCACUCACUAUUGUAUGGCACCAGCCCCCUGGACGGACAGAAGCUGGACCCCAGGAUCUUCCUAGGUGAUGACUCUCAAAAGUUUUUUUCCUCAUUACCUUGUGGUGGACUUGGGGUGGACAGUGACACCAUUUGGAAUGAGCUGCACUCGUCCGGUGCUGCACGCACGGCUGUUGGCUGUGUCAUCGAGCUGGCUUCCAGAGUGGCCUCAGGAGAGCUGAAGAAUGGAUUUGCCGCUGUGAGACCUCCAGGUCAUCAUGCUGAAGAAUCCACAGCCAUGGGGUUCUGCUUUUUUAAUUCAGUUGCAAUUACCGCCAAAUACUUGCGAGACCAACUAAAUAUAAGCAAGAUAUUGAUUGUAGAUCUGGAUGUUCACCAUGGAAACGGUACACAGCAGGCCUUUUAUGCUGACCCCAGCAUCCUGUACAUUUCACUUCAUCGCUAUGAUGACGGGAACUUUUUCCCUGGCAGUGGAGCCCCAAAUGAGGUUGGAACAGGUCUUGGAGAAGGAUACAAUAUAAAUAUUGCCUGGACAGGUGGCCUUGACCCUCCUAUGGGAGAUGUUGAGUACCUCGAAGCUUUCAGGACUGUCGUGAUGCCUGUGGCCAAAGAGUUUGAUCCAAACAUGGUCCUAGUUUCCGCUGGAUUUGAUGCAUUAGAAGGCCACACCCCUCCUCUGGGGGGGUACAAAGUAACAGCAAAAUGCUUUGGUCAUUUGACAAAGCAGUUGAUGACACUGGCUGAUGGACGUGCGGUGUUGGCUCUCGAAGGAGGACAUGAUCUCACAGCCAUUUGUGAUGCCUCAGAAGCCUGUGUCAAUGCCCUGCUAGGAAAUGAGCUGGAACCGCUUGCUGAAGAUAUUCUCCACCAAACUCCGAAUAUGAAUGCUGUGGCUUCUUUACAGAAGAUUAUUGAAAUUCAAAGUAAGUACUGGAAGUCGGUCAGGAUGGUGGCUGUGCCAAGGGGCUGUGCUCUGCCUGGUGCUCAGCUGCAAGAGGAGUCAGAGACUGUUUCUGCUCUGGCCUCCCUGACGGUGGAUGUGGAACAGCCCUUUGCUCAGGAAGACAGCAGAACUGCUGGUGAGCCCAUGGAAGAGGAGCCAGCCUUGUGAAGUGCCAAGUCUCCCCCAAUAUUUCCUGUGUGUGACAUCAUUGUGUACCCCCCACUCCUGCACCCUCAGACAUGUCUUGUCUGCUGCCUGGGUGGCACAGAUUCGAUGAAACAUAAACACUGGGCACACAAUUCUGAACAGCAGCUUCACUUGUUCUUUGGAAAGACUUGAAAGGGCAUUAAAGAUUCCUGAAACAUAACCGCUGUGAUUCUAAAGUUACAGUAAACCACUAUUGGAAGAAACUGCUUCCAGCGUGCUUUAUUAUGCUGAGUGACCCACUCCCGGACAGAGUCUGAAUUAGGAACAUCCAGGACAGCAUUAGAUCCUGUUAAUUUCAGAAGCUAAGACAGCCAGUGAAAUUUUGGGCAAAACCCAAGACACUCAUUCCUAACAUUCUGAUCAGGUUUUUAUUGGAUAAUUUUUGGUUUUUGUCAAACAGUCUUAAAUUGUUUAUAGGAUUUGCUUUCAGCUAUGAACAGAUAGCAAGUUCAGGAAGAUCGUAGAG